AUGGCUGAUCCUGGGACCAGAAGAGCGAUCCGCUGCCCCCUGAGUCUCACCUGCUCCCUGCUCAUUGUAGGAAUGUGCUGUGUGUCUCCUUUGCUCUGCCGCAGUCAGACAGACCUGUUGGCUCUUAGCCAAGCUGAUCCUCAGUGCUGGGAGUCCUCCUCAAUGCUCCUCUUGGAAAUGCGAAAACCUCGUGUUUCCAACACUGUUUCUGACUUUUGGGAUUUUAUGAUCUACCUGAAGUCAUCUGAGAACUUGAAGCAUGGGGCACUGUUUUGGGACCUGGCCCAACUCUUCUGGGACAUCUAUGUAGACUGUGUCCUUUCCAGGAACCAUGGCUUAGGAAGGAGGGAGUUGGCUGGAGAGGAAAAGAGAGAAGAGAAAAGCUCAACAGGGAUUAAACAAGGUGCAUAUUCUCAGCUCCUAAGAACCCCUUUCUUAAAGAAACAAGAGCUGAUUGAAGAUUUGAUAAGUGUGUAUAUGCACAGGCGGGCAUCUGGGUUCACUGGAAAAGUGAAACUACAAGUAAAGAGAAAAGAAAGCAACCUUCAGAGCUAA
Myodes glareolus (Bank vole) is the source of this 555-nucleotide messenger RNA. It is a transcript of the gene Fam237a, whose product is annotated as family with sequence similarity 237 member A. The record is from RefSeq and is a predicted model, not a curated record. NCBI's taxonomy places the organism in Eukaryota, Metazoa, Chordata, Mammalia, Rodentia, Cricetidae.